This is a messenger RNA of Spathaspora passalidarum NRRL Y-27907, 1394 nucleotides long. RefSeq lists its product as uncharacterized. The coding region runs from base 9 to 1337 and encodes 442 amino acids. The record is from RefSeq and is a predicted model, not a curated record. Lineage: Eukaryota; Fungi; Ascomycota; Pichiomycetes; Serinales; Debaryomycetaceae. The transcript has a single exon.
AACUAUUAAUGAAAAACAAAGGGUUAUACAUUAAACUAGGACAGGCUAUUGCUAACCAAGGUACUUUGUUUCCACGAGCUUAUCAAGUCAGAUUUCCCAAGCUAUAUGAUGACGCCAGUUUUGAUGAGUGGUAUAGAAUUGACAAUGUGUUGAAGACAAGUUUAGGUGAGGAUUAUCAAGACCGAUACUUUGAAUCGAUUGAAACAACUCCCUGUGCCAGUGCUUCCAUUGCUCAAGUACACCGUGGGGUAUUGAAACCAGAAUGGGGCGGUGCAAAGGUGGCAAUUAAAGUUCAACAUGACUAUAUUGACAAGCAAAUAGUGGUUGAUUUAAUGGUGUAUCGUCUCAUGUCUCGAGUUUAUCAACAAUUAUUUGAUAUUCCGAUGACUAUGUUUACUAAAUAUGUGUCUGAGCAAAUGAUUACCGAAACUGAUUUCAUCCACGAAAUGGGCAAUUCCAAAAGAUUAGAAGAAUUCAUUGCCAAUGACAAACAAUUGAAUGUGAAUGUGUAUGUUCCUAAAACGUAUCCGGAAAUCACCACCCGUAAAGUGUUAGUUGCUGAAUGGAUUGACGGUAUUUCAUUGACUUCUAAAGAGAAACUAUUACAAGAAAACUACAAUUUAACAACAAUUAUGAAGCAGUACCUUAAAUUAUUUGGGCGGCAAAUCUUUGAAUAUGGGUUUAUUCAUUCAGAUCCACAUCCCGGUAAUCUUUUGGCAAGAUUUGACGAAAAGGGGAAACAACAAUUGGUAAUUCUAGAUCAUGGAUUGUACAUCACCUUAUCCAACGAGUUUAGACUACAAUAUUGCAAUUUAUGGAGAUAUAUAUUCCUGUUGAACAAUCAAGGAAUUGAACAAAUUGGGAAAAGUUGGGGGAUAAACUCAGUAGAAGUAUUUGCUACACUUGUUCAAUUAAAACCAGUUCUUAUCAAACCAGAACUGGCAGCAGAAGCUCGUCAAGAUACUCGAGAUGCGUACGAUUUACUUCGAGAUUUCAUUGGCGAUGAAGGUAAAUUCCCUGGGGAAUUGCCAUUUCUUUCAAGGACUAUGAGAAUGAUCCAAAAUUUAAAUCAAACGUUUGGUAGUCCUGUAAAUAGAAUUAACUUGCUAACCAAGGAACUGGUUAAUGCUUUACUUGAUGAGAAAUUGACAUUCCUGGACUUUUGGGAUGUUUUAAAGAUUAAGUUGACUUUGUCAUUGUCAGGAUUUGUGUUUUAUAUGAUUCGAUUCAGACAAUGGUUAUAUGGGGAUAGGUUUGGUGAAGGGCGAGGAUUUGAAGAUUAUGUUGAAAUUUAUAUGCAAAAUACUGCCAAAUCGUUAGGAUUAGAGUGGAUCUAGACUUGUACAUACUACCAUUACUACUACUAAUACAUUAGAUAUUUCACCAUAAAUGGC